GGAGAACAACGUGAGCCUUCAGGGAUGCAGAUUCAUCAAGAGACUGUUGGAUCCGCUCCCUGAAGCCCGUCCAUCAGCAUCGGUGGACUUAGAGAGCAGCUGGGCUAUCCUGGACAGUAACGAAGAGUCUGGGCCCGGAGCUCCGUAGUACAGGAGAUACCGGUCCAGCGGAUGGCUUUACAUGGGCCCUUAGUAAUUCGACACAAGCAUCAAUCGAUGAUACGCAAUGGGCCGGCCUCCUCGAUAAUACAUUCAAUGGACUUGGUUCGUAUUCAGUCGAUGAGAUGGACUACUUCUCCACGGAACUCUGGAACUUCGUCAAAACAACCCAAACCUUCGACCGAGCCAGUACAGUGAAGCUUCAAGCCCUCCUGACAACACACCCAAGCCUCAAUAGACUGCACAAUGGCUACACAGCUUUGCACAUUGUCUCAGAAUCCGCCUCAGCGGAGUGGGUCGAACUCCUUCUUUCAUACGGCGCCGAUGCCCAAAUUCGUACAGAGCCCGGUCGCGAAACCUCCCUACAACUGUCGACUUUUAAAGGUAACCUGGAAGAGUUUAUAAGGAAGUCAAAGCUACUACUAGCCAUUCGAGCUGUCCGAGACGACAUCGACGCUCAAAACUCCAGUGGCGACACCGCUCUGCAUCUUGCAAUUGCCCGCUUGGGAACUGUCCCUGCAAUCCAGCCUUUACUCGACGCCGAGGCAUCAACGAAUAUCAAGGGGCGACAGGGGCGUACACCACUCUUGUACGCUCUAUAUCUAGAGCAAGAGGCGGUGGCGACAGCAUUGUUAGACAAAGAUUCCGAUCCCCACGCACUUGACAAUCACGGUUUUUCUGCGCUACACUAUGCCGUCGCAUCUAGGACCAUCAGUAUACAGUUCAUUCAGCGAUUGCUUGACGCCGGUGUCGACGUAAAUUGGAAAGACGAAGACGGGCAUACGCCCUUAUACUUGGCCGCCCAGAAAAACAAACAAGAAGUAAUGCGUCUACUUCUGAACCAUGGCGCGGAUUCCGAACUUGGGAACUCACGAUUGAAUCUACGAAUUAGUCAGAUUCAAUAUGCAGCGAAGGUUGGAUUGAAAUCUCUUUGGCCAUUCUAAUGAAGCAUGAUAUUUAGCGAGCAACAUAUUACUAAGGUUC
Molecule: messenger RNA, 1143 nt
Organism: Aspergillus welwitschiae
Lineage: Eukaryota; Fungi; Ascomycota; Eurotiomycetes; Eurotiales; Aspergillaceae
Product: ankyrin repeat-containing domain protein
Exons: 2
Coding region: 285-1103 (272 amino acids)
Molecular function (GO): protein binding
Source: RefSeq, a predicted model, not a curated record